CACCAUCGUACGCGUCGUACCCACACACAUUCAUUCAUUCAUUCAUCUAUUGUCACCCAAUCUACCGAGAAACGUUGUGAGAUCCAUUCCGUACGAUCUACAAGCUCGACCGACCUACAACCAUCGCACGCAAUUCACUGUCAGUGACCUCGCAGUCAGAGUCCCACUUUGCUCGUUCGCUACACAUACUCGAUCGACGCCCAGCCACAAAACGGAACGUUUCUGUUGGUCCUUGGCCCAUUCGAUUCUACAGAUAUCUCCACUGGUUUGACAAAGUGUGAAUUGCCCAACAUGAGAACAGUAUUUACACUUUUUCUUUCCGCAACCUUGCUCGGCCGUUGGCUAGCGGCUGCUUCGGCACCCGUCCCGAACGUCCAGGUCACGCUCCGCGGCAAAAAGUACGACGUCACCGACGUGCGCACGGUCCAGGACUUGCAGGAUCGCAUCGAGGAGGUUUCGGGGAUACUGGCGCCGCAGCAGGGACGGGUACUCUUUGACGGCAAACGAUUGGAGUCGACCGAUGUAUUGGCCGAUGUGGGUGUCGCGGACGGCGCCCAACUCAAUAUAGUGCCUUCCAGUAAGGCCGCGGGGAAAGUCAAAAAGACCGCGACCACCACCGAAUCCAAAACCGAUUCCGCCGCCAUGAUGGAGGAUUACCUGAGACAGGCCGGGCUGGAUGGGGACAAGCUGGAUGAACUCAUGAAGGGCAUGUCGGGAUCGGAUGGGAAAGUACCUUCCAUGGAAGAGAGUUUGGGAAUGAUGAACGAAAUGAUGAAUAGCCCCAUCUUUCAGGAAUACAUGAGCGAUCCCGCGAAGCUCGAAGAGUCCCGGCAGAUGAUUCUCAACAAUCCGAUGCUUAAAUCGAUGAUGGCCGGCAUGCCGGGAAUGGAAGACAUCCUCAACGAUCCCGAGGCUUGGCGAGAAGCCAUGCAAGCAGCAGCCAGCCUCUACAAGAAUAUGGAUAAGAACCAACUGACACAAGCAAUGAUGGGAAUGGGUGGUAUGGGCGGUGGUAUGCCAGAUUUUGGUGGAAACAUGUUUGAUGGCACUCUGGACAAUUCAGCCGCCGCAGCGGCACUGGACGAGCUGGACGAAGACGACUAAAUCUUUUUCCGAUAAAUACUACAACAUUCACACACUCAUACAUAUACACAUACAUUUAUUCCUGCAUUGUCUCC
This is a messenger RNA of Phaeodactylum tricornutum CCAP 1055/1, 1178 nucleotides long. RefSeq lists its product with no specific name. Gene Ontology annotation, cellular component: cytosol. The record is from RefSeq and is a predicted model, not a curated record. The transcript is spliced from 2 exons. NCBI's taxonomy places the organism in Eukaryota, Bacillariophyta, Bacillariophyceae, Surirellales, Neidiaceae. The coding region runs from base 292 to 1104 and encodes 270 amino acids. Gene Ontology annotation, biological process: ubiquitin-dependent protein catabolic process. Gene Ontology annotation, molecular function: polyubiquitin modification-dependent protein binding.